Fusarium pseudograminearum CS3096 is the source of this 1287-nucleotide messenger RNA. RefSeq lists its product as uncharacterized. Lineage: Eukaryota; Fungi; Ascomycota; Sordariomycetes; Hypocreales; Nectriaceae. The coding region runs from base 1 to 1287 and encodes 428 amino acids. Gene Ontology annotation, biological process: D-sorbitol catabolic process. Gene Ontology annotation, molecular function: L-iditol 2-dehydrogenase (NAD+) activity; zinc ion binding. The record is from RefSeq and is a predicted model, not a curated record. The transcript is spliced from 3 exons.
AUGACCCCAGUUGCUACGGGAGAGAUCGCCCCGGUGCAUCUUCCCGUUGGCUCCUCAAAGCCGUUGAGCAUCAGUGCUUCUGUCUUGCAUGGUCCCCGCGAUCUGCGGAUGGAAACUAGAAUCAUUGAGGCUCCAGCAGCAGGUGAGCUUCAGAUUGCUGUUAAAGCAACAGGUAUCUGCGGCUCGGACGUUUCCUAUUACAAGAAAUUCGCCAAUGGCGAUCUUUGCGCCUGUCAUCCAUUGUCCCUAGGUCAUGAAUCUUCUGGCGAAGUUGUUGCUAUCGGUCCACAAGUGAACGGCUUCAAAUUGGGAGAUCGAGUUGCUCUUGAGGUUGGCGUUGCUUGUGGAAACUGCGGUACUUGCCGCAAAGGUCGGUACAAUCUGUGCAAAAAGUUGCGUUUCAGGAGUAGUGCCAAAACGUAUCCUCAUUACCAAGGCACAUUGCAAGAGAGGAUCAAUCAUCCUGCCGUUUGGUGCCAUAAGCUUCCAGACAACGUCUCAUAUGAGGCCGCUGCUCUUCUUGAACCAUUGUCGGUAGCCAUUCAUGCAGUGAACCGCGCAAGACCAGAGCCUGGCUCUACUGCUAUUGUUAUCGGAGCCGGCACCGUUGGAUUGUUGACUGCUGCAAUGGCUCGCCAAUCUGGCUGUACCUCAGUGACUAUCACCGACAUUGACGCUGGCCGUGUCAAUUACGCUGUGAGCCAAGGAUUCGCAACGCACGGGUUCGUGACUCCUAUCUCACGUUUAAAUUCGUCCAACUACUCUUCUGGGAUAUCAACGCCUGCCACUGGUGCUUUAACACCUGCCAGCACGUUUUCGACAGCAAGCCGCUUUGAUGGAGCAAAAUCCCUGGCUGCAGACAUACUUGCCUCUUCGAACUCCCCUGGCUCAUUCAUACUUGAAGAGGAUGAAGAUGGCGUCGAUAUUACAUUCGAAUGCACUGGAAAAGAGGUUUGCAUGCACACAAGCUUGUACGCAACCAAAGCUGGUGGUAAAGUCAUCAUGGUAGGCAUGGGAACUCCUAUACAGACUCUCCCUCUGUCAGUAGCCCACCUUCGUGAGAUUGACAUUUUGGGCGUGUUCCGAUACUCCAACACCUAUCCUACUGGAAUUCGCCUGUUAUGUUCUCAAGCUGCGAAUCCAUCUGGCUGUGGUCUGCCUUCACUAGACGGCAUGGUGACACAUCGAUUCAAGGGGCUUGACAAGGCACAGGCUGCUUUUGAGCUUGCAACACGCACCAGCGACGAUGAGGGCAACCUUGUUUUAAAGAUUGUGAUUGAAGCGUGA